This is a messenger RNA of Eufriesea mexicana, 4932 nucleotides long. RefSeq names its product adenylate cyclase type 10. The record is from RefSeq and is a predicted model, not a curated record. The transcript has 28 exons. Gene Ontology annotation, biological process: intracellular signal transduction; cyclic nucleotide biosynthetic process. Lineage: Eukaryota; Metazoa; Arthropoda; Insecta; Hymenoptera; Apidae. Gene Ontology annotation, cellular component: cytoplasm. Bases 1 to 4905 code for a protein of 1634 amino acids. Gene Ontology annotation, molecular function: adenylate cyclase activity; protein binding.
AUGGCGACCUUCGUGCCCGACGAGUUGAUAUACGAGAGCGACCUGUUCAAGAAGAACUUCCGCAAGUUCCUCUCGGUGAUGGGGUUGAUCAGCACGACGCAGUUCUUCAACCUGUAUAGAAGGUACAACAGCGCUGAGAAUGGCGGUAGCUUCGCUCUGCUGUCUGCGCUGAACGACUACAUGGAAGUUAUCAUAGAGGAAGUGUACACGUCUCACGGGGACCUGUUGAAGUUCUCUCACGACAACUUGCUGGUCAUGUGGAAGAUAAACAGGGACGAGUUCGUGUCGAAAAUGGUGCACCACGUGAUUCUAUGCGCGCAACGGAUCCAGAUAGCCGUUGCCAGUCUGCAGAACGACCAGUCCGCCUCUAAAGUGAACGUGGUGCUGUCCGCGGGAAGAGUGACGUUUUCCGUGAUCGGCGACGACAGGGCGCGACACUUCGUAAUUGCGGGCAAACCGAUCGAGGAGCUCAAGUAUGCCAGGCGAAUCUGUUUACCCGGCGAUCUCGUGUUGUCCUCUAGCGCCUGGGAUCACUGUGCUCCCAGCCAGUACGAAUACGUGAUCAAAGACUCGAACAACGUCAAGAUCAUCAAAGUGCUUGGUCCACCGUCCGAACCUGUGAGAAGGAGCACCAUCUCGAUCGCGGAGACUCCGUCAAACAGCCAACACGCGGUCGCUUACACGCCGUCCGAAAUGUCCAUAUCGUCCGACAUAUCCAUAGAUGCUGAGAUCAACGUCGUUCACUUCCAGACUAGGGUCUCGGUAGUCGACGCACUGCGAAGACGCAUCGGCGAGAACCUGAAGAGUUACAUGUUGAAGCCCGUCAUGCAGCAGGUCCAGAGCGAGGAACCGAUGAGGUAUCUGACGGAAGUGAGACACAUCACGGUGGUUUGCGUGAGCGUAGUUGCAACUGAGUGCACCGUGUACGAGCUGAUUUCUCUGAUAGACGAGCUGUUCAAAAUUGUCCAGAAUGUCAUGGAAAAGUACCUUGGGUGCCCGUGCUUGGUGAAUCUGUACGAGAAGGAUAUCUCGUUUUACAUCGUAUUCGGAGCUAGAGGCUACGACAGCGAGGCAGGUGACGAGAAUUUUGCAAAGAACGGACUGCUCACCGCGUCAUCCAUAAUGAGGAAAACGAAAGUCGUUGCUGGUGUUAAAACCGUUCUCAUCGGUGUCGCGACUGGUCUGGCAUUCUGCGGAGUGGUCGGUCACCUAGUCAGGAGGCAGUACAUGAUCUUCGGCACGCCGAUCGACAAGGCGAUUUCCUUGAUGAUGAUUUCAUUUGACAAGAUAUCCUGCGACUACGACACGCUUUACAACAGUUCUUUGCCUAAGGAAAAAUUCCGUUCGCGAGGCUUGAAGAUACUGAGGAGAUUCGGGAAAUGUCACAUCUACGAAUUCACGGACACGUACUCGAUAAUCGAAGCACCAUCGAACUUGGAAUACUCCUAUCCCAUACUCGGCUGCUACAGCGAAGUGGAGUACUUCAAGGAUAUAUUGGACGACAUCGGGGUGUCAGGACGGAUCUAUUCCGGCCUUCUUAUCGAGGGUAGCGAACGGUCCGGCAAGUCCAGGCUUCUCGACGCUUACGUCACGAUCGUUCGAAACAGGCAGAUAAAGCUCGUUCAGCUUUCUUUGCACUCGUCCCACAUGGAAAAGUCUUAUUCCGUACUGUACCACAUGUUUCUUCAACUCUUCGAUGCCGAGGAUUGCACGUCCAUCGAGGAUCGCGAAAGGGUUUUGCUAUACACGCUGUCCGAAGUGCUGCAGCCUGAGAAUUUCUGCUACCUGAACACUAUCAUGAGGGUACAGUUUCCGGUUUCGGAGGAGUAUUGCGAGGAUAGCGAUUGGCAGCGUCACAAAAAGACCAUCGAGAUCUUCGAGGAGAUAUUAAACGAGGUGAUCGGCCGCGUGUGCAUCCUGCUGGACGACGCGCAAUACAUGGAUCUGCUUUCCUGGCAGUUUCUGUCUUCGGCUCUGAAUAACAACCACGUGGUCCUAGUGAUGACAAUGAUGGAGCCAGUUUCCUGGGACAAUUUGACCCAAGUCGAAGCUGGCAUCUGCCAAGAUAAGAGGCUGAUGAACAGGACGCUGAACGGUUUGGAGUCUAAAUACUUGGCAGCUUUUGCCUGCCAAUUUCUCAACGUUAUCGCGAUCCCUAACGCUCUCGAGAAGAUCCUUCAACAACGCAGUAAAAAUGCGAUCGGCUGGUGCGAAGCGUUCCUCAUGUCAGCGUUACAAGUUGACGCCAUGGAGGUUGUCACGAUAUCGCCGAUGGAAGCGGUUCAUUACGAUCUCGUUUUCCCGGAUCAGUACCUGCUGUCAAAGAUUCCCGCGUAUUUGACACCCGAGGAGCUGGCACCGCCGUUGCAUUGGUCCCAAAUGAGCGCAUUGAACGUUUGCAUACCCUCUGCUAAGCAGAAAGCUUUCGUCGAUCCUAAUCGCGACGUUAUAGGUCUAAGGAUAGAUAUCUACAACAGGAUGAACUCUUACGAACAAGAUUUCAUCAAGUGUGCAGCUAGCUUGGGCAGCAUCUUCUUCCGUAGCAUGAUGGACAGCGCGAUGGUGAAUGCCACGCCGAUCUACACGUCGAGAGGAAAGUAUGAUUUAUCCAAGCGAAAUUUCCCUGAAAUUCAAUGUACCUCUCUUGUCUACACUGCAGCAGUGGCAGAGAUGAUAAGAUUUCGGAUUUUGGAAUGCGCUAUGAUUCAGAGGAAAUACUACCACUCGGAUGAUUCAGUGAUGUACGUGCUGAAGAAGCGAAAGACCUUCAGCAACAUGCAUCAUUUGGUCACUUGCGACUGUCAACCGAUCCGCCUAUUUCCCAAGAAGACCUUGCCUCCUUACGCUUACUGCAAAGUGCUGCAGUUCACGAUAUACUCUUACCGUAAGCUCUUCUACGAAAUACUCUCGCCACACGAGAAGAGGGAUUAUCACACGAAGGCUAUAGGCAUCUUCGAGAAGGACGCUCGAAAGUGCUCCACCUGUGGCAGUGGCGAAUUCCUGUUAAUUACCUCGGAAGAAGAAACCGUGGAAAAUAGCGAGGAACAGUUGGCGAAUAAUACGAAGAAUACGAGGAGAAGAACCACGUUCCACAGUCGCCAUGACAGAUUCGAUUUUAGACGAAGCAUCUUCGUCGACAGCAACGAGUUCGAUAAGAGACGGGACACUAUGAAUAUUCGCAGGAUUUCCAUCCUGCCUGUCCACGUAGACAGUAACAGCGAUGAGUCUUCAAACGGUGUCAGAGAAGCGACCAGGGAUGACUCUGUGAGUGAUACUACGAAAAGAGUCAAACGAUCUGCCACCAUUUUGGACAUAUUAAUCGACGAGUCAUGGGAGACUCGUUUAAGGGAACUCAGUUACGUGGACUAUCGCAAUUGCAGGUGCAUGGAGGUGGUCAGUUUCCUGUUUUGGAUGCUGCACUAUCACAUUGUACAAAUCAAGGACGCUGAGAAGUACGCGAAGUUCACGAUGGAGUAUGCCGCAGGUUUGAUCCAAACUGGACAGCCUCUCUACGCGACCAAAUUCCUCGUGUCUGCGUCCGAUCCCUACAGCAACAAGAGCAAGGAACAGCUGAACAUUGACAUCUCGGAUUCGACUUUCGACAAAGGGAGGAGUCUAAUUCUGAUGGGUGACGCUUAUAUCGCGUAUGGGAAUUAUUCCCAAGCGAAGAAGUUUUAUACCGAAGCUGUGGUGUUGAGAAGCGAGCUGCCACAAGGGUCCCAAGCGAUUUGCUACAAUAUUCUGCUCGAGGAGAUACUGUACAAAUUACGAGGCGUUCCCCAGUACACCAAGGGUGCGAAAUCUCAGGAGAAAGCUGCAGAGAAGACAGAGCUGGCUAUCUCCUUGCAACGACUGUCUAUGGUCUCCAUGUUGCAGAACGAAACGAAGAUGGCUAAACUGGUCAUCUUGCAGAGCAUACGUAUCAUUUUCGAGAAGAUCAUCGUGCUGGUGCAGAUUUAUCAAACGAUAUACGAGAGCAGGGUACUGAGGGGGAAGCUGAAAGAAGGUAUCGACGUUGGGAUAAAUAUCUGCAAGAUGUGCAAUUACGUUCACUUGAACAACACGAAGCUGGUGGUUCUACCGUCCCUGAUAGAAAUUAUGGUCUGGACGAAGCAGAUAAACGCAGCAGUCGACUUGCUGUGCGAAUUGUACUACCUCUCCAAAGAGGAUAUAGAUUAUUCUUCCAUCACUUGGUAUUACGCCCUCUGCAUGGAACUUCAGCUGGACGCUGCCAUGAUCUUGGAGAGUUACGAGACGUGUCACGACUUCUACACCAACGUUAUCGCUUUCAGGUCCAAAACUUGCGUUCUACGCGAUCCGGAGAGCCGGUUGCGGCUGACCACUUGCCUAGUCAUCUGGCAACUGAGAAUGAACGUUAAAGUGACCGACGCAUUCGUGAAAGACAUCGACGAGUAUCUGAGGAACACUACGUGCGAUAGCUUCGAGCAAAUAUGCAACUACAUCAAGGGUCUCGAGUGCUAUUUGUUGUUAAUCCAGCGUCGAAUUACAAUCCGGAAAUCGCACGAUCUGUUCGAUCGAAUAGAGAAGUCGAAAUCGGUCAUCAAGCUUCUUCACGGCAUGGCAGCCAAGCAGCCGUUUAUCAAGCCAUUUCUGUACCUCUUCCAAGCUUACAUCGAACUCCUGCGUGGCCGGAAGUCAGCAUCUGCCAGUAAUAUUUUAAAGUCGAACAAAUUCGCCGUCUCGCAAGAGAACUGUAUGCUACAGGCUUGGAUCGAGCAGAACAAAAGGACCUGGGAAGAGGCUAGCUACAACAACAUGGCGCAGUACUGGGUGGAACACGUGGGUGUCGCGGAUGGAGUUCGAUGGCAGGAGAUCGAGUCGUUCAGUUUGAGCGUUUGGUCCACUAUUCUGUUCCCUCUUCCGUUUCCGAUGUCUACGUUCUAACAGUCGACUUAUCCCGGUAAGCGAGGA